AUGAAUUAUUUUCACAAUGAAUGGCUCAAAACAAAUGAUGGUUGGUAUGAAGGUAUACAAGUUUAUACACCAAGUACAAACAACGCCCUAGAGGCAACCAACAAAACAAUUAAAGAUGAUGGAACAUUUCGAGAACGACAUGUUUUAUCAAGAUUUUUAACAAUAGCUACAAACGUUAUCAAUAACUGGUCAGUUGAACGAGAUUCAUCCUCAAUCAAUGCAAAAAUAUUCGCUACUGAACCAACAAUAUCUUUAGAAUUAUGGACUUUAUCUUAUCAAUGGGCUAAAUCAACAAAAGAUAUAAUAUGUAUUUCUAAUGAUUCUUCAAAAACAUAUUAUAUACCAGCUCGUGAUUUACAAUCAAUAUCUCAAGCCAAUUUAAAUAAAUACAAAAAUAAAACAUGGUCAACAUUUAAUCAAUUCACAAAAUCAUUUGAUAUUUGA
Molecule: messenger RNA, 444 nt
Organism: Rotaria sordida
Lineage: Eukaryota; Metazoa; Rotifera; Eurotatoria; Philodinida; Philodinidae
Source: the annotation of a GenBank genome assembly